Molecule: messenger RNA, 1045 nt
Organism: Hyaloscypha bicolor E
Lineage: Eukaryota; Fungi; Ascomycota; Leotiomycetes; Helotiales; Hyaloscyphaceae
Exons: 2
Coding region: 311-778 (155 amino acids)
Source: RefSeq, a predicted model, not a curated record
GCGCGAAGAGCCUGUGUUACGGGGUAUAAGAAGAGCGCUUCGCCCAGUUUCCCUCCAUCUUUCAUUUCCAACAAACUCAAGGAAUCCCAUCAUUUUGGUUUGCAGUGCUCCCUUCGUCAACAAGUAAUCUCCAAACUUUUAAUCAAUUAAGAGCUUCGUUUUAAUUUCUUCUAGAAGCCCCUCGAUUGUAGGAUCAAUUUAUUCUCGUCGGUGUUCUCGUGCUUUGCUCGCGAACUCGCAACUGCGACCGGUGACCUAACUCUAACCAUGCUUCCACAGUUUCAACACCAGUUUCUAUCGUUCAUCUAAUAUGUCUGAGCACCAUGGCCCCAAGCCUGAUUUAGUUUCUGGGAUUCUUACCACUGCCACACAGUGCACGUCUUCGAAUGAUUCAUAUCACUCUGCUACGUCCUCUCUCACUCAAGAAGAGAUCGACAGCGAUGACAUUACAUUUUACGGUAACAGCGGACUUCCAAUGACCACCACUACUCGGCACACAUAUGGUAUUGAGGGAAGAUUCGUUGAUGGGGCUGGACCUCGUUUCGAGAACACUCAAUCUGUCACAAAGCAACCUGGCUUCAACACGUAUACUGUCCGACCCCUUCCAGGUGGAGGGAGGAAGGUCCCCUGCCCAGAUGACACAUUUAUGACGCGCUUGGGCCCAAACGUGGUAGAAUUCAAAGUGAACAAACGACGUUCUGCUCGGCAACAGAGUCACGGCAGCGAAAGUGCUUUGCUGGGUCAUCCCAACAACCAUACAUCGCCGCCCUCAAGAUAAGUCUCCGGUUCGCAGUCAAAAAGGACCCCUUGUGUUCUUCACAGGCAAAAUUCUUCCUUUCGGUUUCAUCUAUUCUGAACUUCUUUCCUCCUUCCUUUCGGAUACCCACAAAUUGCUUCCACGUUCCUUCUUUCCACGGUCUUGUCCUAGAUUCCUUUUCGCCGCUCGCGAACAGCCCAACAAAUUUGGAAAUCCAACUGCACAAAGUUUGCAAGAACUCUGGUCCUUUAUAGAUUUAGUUUAAUCAAACAAUUGAUACCUUUUCAU